This is a messenger RNA of Paramecium sonneborni, 8615 nucleotides long. The record is from the annotation of a GenBank genome assembly. NCBI's taxonomy places the organism in Eukaryota, Ciliophora, Oligohymenophorea, Peniculida, Parameciidae.
AUGUUUUUGAAAUAGCUUCAAAUCCUUUUGAUUAUUUCGUCUGAACUAGUUUCAAAAUGCUAAACUAUUUUUGAAUUCAAUUCUUUAUACCAAUAUAAGACCACAAUAUUUAAGAGUGAAUUUAGCUCUUUUGCAUCAUCAGAAUGCUAUACAUUUGGGUUAUGGAGUAAAUAUAAUCCACUUGGAAAUAUAUCUUAAGUUGGGGAUGUAGGAGUAUUAGAGAGCAAUUGUUAUCAUUAAUUAAGUGCAAUAGAAUAAACAAAAGAUGAAAUUAACUUUUUGUAUUAUGAUUGUGUGGACUAUUAAAACAAGAAUAUUAAAAAGGUAGUAACUUUUAUUGGUAGUAAUAAUAUAAUUUAUAAGUUUUAAGCUAAUAUAGAUCCAAAUACAUACGAAUCUAUAUGGUAUUUUUUCAAUUUGAUGAUAAUUCCUAAAAAAGCUAGAGUUUUAUUUGGAAUAUUAUAAUUCGAAACUGUUAUUCUUUAAAAAGAAGUUGAAAUUGAAUUUCCAUUUAAAGAUGUAAAUUUGAUUAUCGUUUUUGGAGGAGGCUUAGUAGUAAACAAUAAUUAAGCACUUUAUUCAUUAGAAACCUCAAAGCUUUCAUUUUUCCCAGGAGAAUUUUACUAAUUAUCUCCUUAAUUUUUAGAUAAAUACUAAUAUUGCAGUUUUUAAUCGAUAAUAAGUAAUUCAUUAUCUUUAGAAAUUGAAGAAAUAUGCUUUAUAAAUAUACAGUAACCACAACCUACUAUAAAUGUAUAAGAAUUAGAAAUAAAUUAUUAUAUAUCUUAAUUUUAAAAUAUUAAUACAUUUGCAUUAUAGAGUUGGAUAAGACUUACGAAGAUUAAUAGUUUUUAGGAAUAGAUCAGAUAUUAAUUAAUCAAGCUAUGUGCAAACUUUUAAAAUCCUUAAAUGAUAAACGACAAUUUAUCAGCAUUCUAAUUAUUUUAUAAAUUAUCAAAAAAUUAAAAUUAAUUGAUUAUCACUACUUAUAGUUUAAUAUUUCCAUCAGUAAAACUAGAUUUAUCCAAUAAUCCGUUCUUAAUAACAAAAUCAUUUGACAUAAAUCAUAACAUUUCAUUAUGGCAUCAUUUAUUUGUUUAAAAAUCUGAAACUUAAAUAUUAGUGAAAAUAAUAUUUUAUGAAGAAUUUUAAAUAUAUCAAUAUUAAUUUUAGAGCGAGAUAAUUUAAUUUCAAUUUGUUCAAUUUUAAUUAAUUUAUGGAAAUUUAUUACAAUGCUAAAAUUGUCUAAAUGUUGAAAUGAGAAAGUUAGAAUUUUUUAAUUGUGCAGAAUAAUUUAUUCCCGAAAACAAUUAAUGUCAUAAUAAUUGUAAUUAAUGUGAUGGACCAACUAAAUCAGAUUGUUUAUCAUGUCAUGAAUCCUAAAAUAGAUUUUUUGUAAAAGAGCACAAAUCAUGUAUUUGUCCAUAGUACAUAUGACUAUGAAGAUUAAUGUUAUAGUUUUUAAUUAUUAAAGUUAAAUCUUAAAAAAAAUGAAUUAGAACAUAAAAAAUGUGAAUUUGGAUACUUCGAAUUUGACGAAAAUUGUUGGAGAUGGUAUUCAUAUAUUAUUAAAUAGCCCUUCAAAACUUCUUAUAAAUUUAGUUACCUGUAUAGAAUGUUUGAUUAAUCCAAAAGAUUGGAUAAAUUAUGCAUAUUGUGAAAAGUAUUAUUUCUCUGAAACAAUCUAAAGUCCUUUCUAAUUAAAGAAUGAAAUUCAAGAAUUUUAUGUAUUUGAUGGUAGAGAUUUAAAGUUAUGUGAAGAAUGCCAAAAUUAAGGUAAUAUUUACUAAGAUUAUAUUUCUACACAUACAUAUUUUAGAAAUUUUUGUUAACAAAAUAAUCGUAAGGAAUAAUUAGAAUAUUGCUAUAAAGAUAUUUUUGUAGACUGUUAAAUAUAUGAAAUUUAAAUAUCAGGGCCUGUGUGUAUUAAAUGCAGAGGUGAAUUAAUUUUAGAGUCUAAUAAUUGUAUACGCUUUUUUUAAUCUGUAAUAUUCAAUCUUAUAUGCGAAACUCCAUUUUAUCGGACUUUCCACAAUACCUGUAAAAUAUGUCCAAUUAAAAAUUGUGUUUAUUGUUUCGAUUAUAAUCGGUUAGAUCCAUCCAAAAGUACUAUGUUAGUUUAAUCUAAAAUUAUAAUUGAUAGUGACGAAUAAUUUGUGGUUGGAUGUGCAUAAUGUAAAGAUGGGUUUAGAUUUGACUUUACUAUUGGAGAUUGUGUUUAUUAAAAUCCAUCACUUUAAUUUUGUCUCAGAUCAUAUAUUAAUCUAUAAGGCUAAGAGACUUGUACAUUAUCUUCAGUAAAUGAUUUCAAUAUAGCUCCUUCAAUAAUACAUUGCCAACAAUACAUAUAUAAUUGUGAAGAGUGUUAUUAAACUUUUUAGAAAACCUUAAAAUGUAUUAUUUGUGAGGAUGGGUAUAUCGUAUCACCCAUUAAUGGACUUUGCUCAAAAACAUACUAAAUUACAAAUAAUAUAAAAAAAGAAUAUUUUUGUUUUUUUGAAUAAAAAGAAGCUUGGGUUUAAUUAACUUAAGCAUUCUCAAUUACUUUUUGGUAUUCAAAUAAAAUGAAUUCAAUUACAGAUUGGGGUGUUAAUCUUUGUCCUUUAAAAUGUAUGGAUGGAUAUGAAUUAUUCUAAAAUGAGUGCAUUUAAUUUUGCCACUAAAAUUGUUAAAUAUGUUAAAAAGUACAUAAAUUAUAAACUAAUUAAUUUUUUAUUUGUUCGUUGUGUUCUUUAAACUAUUAUAAAUAUCCUCAUAGAACAUCAGAUAAUAGAAAAUGUUUAAUUUGUCCAUCUUUAUGUGAAUUAUGCUAAUAAAGAUCAAAUGUUCAAAUACAAGUAAUUUUAAAUAAUUAUUUUAGGAAAUUAAUUAGUAUUUUUUAAUUUCAGAAGAAAAUUCCAUUUACACAACUUAAUGUCUUAAAAGCAUUUCAUAAUAAAAUGUGAAAAUUGAUGCAAAUUUAUAAAUUGCUCAAUUUUGUUAUGAUAAUUUUUGUGAUUAAAUUUUUGAAAAAUAAGUAAAUUAUCUUUAAUACAUUUUAGAUAGAAUAUAACUGUGAUAAUCCUAAUAUAUUUUCAAAUUAUGAAUAAUAAUUUAUUGAAUAUAGUAAUCAAAUUGGUCUCUAAUAUUUCUCCUUUACUGUCAAUUUGAUAAGAAUAUGUGAAAAUUUUUACGAAAUUAAAAAUCUUUUGAAAGAAUUUAUAUUUUCGCUUUAAAAGACUUUUUUGAUAUUAAAAGGUAAUUUUCCAAAUAUACUGUUAACAACUGAAAUUCAUAAUUUUGAUGAAAUUGAAUUUAACAAUUUAUAAAUAAUUGUUCAAAUCGAAUUGAAUAUUAUAAUUUAAAACCGAGGAACUCCUUUAGGUUUUAAAAUAAUUGAUACUCUUAUAACUUCUAAUGAAAAAAGUUCAAUUAAAUCAUCGAUAAUUGCAAACAAAUUUAAUAAUUUUUCACUCCAGAACGUAUCAAUCGUCAAUAUCAAUUUACAUAAUUCUAAUCUAUACUUAAUUUGUUUUGAAAAAAACUCUAAUUAACUAUUAUUUGAAUUUUUGAAAAUAAAAGAUUGCACUUUAAAUAAUUCAAUUAUUUUCAAUCUUAAUUAAAUUUAAAAAGAUAUCAUAAUUAAAAAUGUGAUAAUUGAUAGUUGUGAAUUAUAGAAUUCUUCUAUCUUUUAUUUUAUAUCAGAUCGAAAUUCAAAUGUAACUUUAUUUAUCAAUCAAAUUAUCAUCACAGAUUCAAUUUUUAUAGAUUCAAGUUUACUUUAGAACUAUGACAGUAAUAUAAUUAUGACUGAGUUAAAGAUUAUUAAUAGUUAAUUUUAGAACAGUUAAUUAAUAUAAUUUAAUUAGUAAAUUACUGCUUUUGAUUUUUUAUUGAAAUACAAUUAACUAAAUUAGACCUAAUUGUUGAACUAAAUUUCAUCAAAUAAUCUCUAAAUAGAUUUAAUCUAAGCAACUCAAAAUACCUUCUAAAAUUUUUCUUUUUUUAGUGCUAAUUAUUCGUAAACUUAAAAUCAAACUUAUGUAAGUCUUAAAAAUUUAUAUUUUAAAGAAAACAUUCAUUAUGAGAAAAUUUAGAAAUAUCUAUUUAUUUUAGUAUCAUCAUUUUUAAAGAUUUAGAAUGUAUUUAUCACAAAUACCUAAAAUUAAAAAUAUUUUUAUUUGUUUAACAUUUCAAAAAUUUUAAUUUAGAAUAUUGUAUUUGAGAAUGAUUUUUAAUAAUUUAAAGUUCCCCUAUCAAAAGAUUGUUUAAAAAAUAAUGAAAUGCAUUUGUAGAUUAUUUAUGUUUAAGGAUUCUAAGAAUUAUAAAUAGAAAAUAUGUUAGUUCAUUAUUAAUAUACAAUAGAUUAAUCUUUAAUUGAAAUUUUAUCAAACAAUCUUGACACCUAUUAUUCAACUGAACGAAUUAAAAUAGUUAAUGUAACAUGUUUUGGAAAUAUAUUAAUAAAAUUAAGUUUAGGAAAUAUAUUUUCAAUAAUAUCUAUAUUCUCUGAAAAAAAAUAAGUGAUAGAAUUAUAAAAUAUUUAAUUUUCAGAGAAUUCAUUUAAUUAAUACUCAGCUGAUCCAACCAAAAAUUCUGCAAGUUUACUAUUUAUAAGUUCACUUUAUAGCUCUGUUAUUCUAAACAAGAUAACCUCCUAUCAAAAUGUGUUGACAAAUUCUUCAUAUACAUUUAUUAAAUUAUACUCAGAUACAAUUUUAAUUAAAAAUAUCUAAGUUAAAUAUCAUAAUCAGAUAGGAGUAGAGUUUUGGAAUAAAUAUUAUGAUUUAUUUUUAGAAAGUAGUUUAACUUAGAGUUAAAUUAAUUAUUUGAUUUAAGAAAGUUAUACUUUUCAAAAUUAGGGAGGUGUUAUGGAGAUAAAUGCCUAGCAUUUUAACCUUGAAAAUGGGUUUUUUUAAUUUAUAAUUGCUGAGAGCAGUUAAUUAUUCAAAAUUAUUUCUCAAGGAUAAGGAAUAAUGAUUUUAUAAAAUUGUUAUUGUUAAAAUUCUGAAAACAAAAUGUUCAAAAAUUUAAAUUAAAAUGGAGCAAUAAAUCUAGAUUCUAAAAGCAGUUAUUUAUAUUUGAAAGUAUAAAUUUUUCAUUAAGAGAAAUUUACAAUAAAUUUGCCCCUUCAAUAUUCUCAAUUUCACCUUCGCCUUUUAAGAAUAAAAUUAUCUUUAAAGAUUUUUAAGUCGAAAAUUGCUAUUCUUUGAGCAACUCAUUUUUUCAGUUGAAUUUUGAUUCAUAAAAUAGUGAUUUCAAUCAAGUAAUAAUAGAUAAUUUAAUUAUUAUACAUAAUAUUGAAGGAUUAAUCUUAUUUCAUCAAAAACUUGAUUAUUUAGAUUCCAGAGAUUUAUUGAAAAAUAAUAAUGAUAAUGCAAUCAUCUAUAUAUAAGGUUGUGAUAUAUCAAUAAAAAGAUUAUAAAUUAAAGGAUUACUUAUAUUACCUCUAAUCAAAAUAGUAGAUUGUUUUAAGAUAUUUUUAACGGACUUUUUGAUAUAGGAUGUGCAAUUGUUUUAUCCAUCAUCUUUAAUUGUCAUAGAAUAAGGUAGAUCAAUCCAAUCUAUCAUCUAUAUUAAAAAUAUAUUUAUACAGAAUAUAAAGAAAGGCAUAAUGAAAGAUUACUCUCUCAGAUAUUACCUUGUACCAAACAUUACAUAAAUAUUUGAAAAAUGCAAUUCAAUCAAAUAUAUAAAUGUUAAACAAUCGAAUUAAGAGUAUUAUAAUAAUACUCAUUUAUUAGAGUAACUCUAAUAGCUUAACAUUAAUGAGGGUUCGCUAAUAUACUUAAAAAGUUCUUCAAAUAAUUUAAAAGUUUAUUUAAAAUCACUUUUAAUAUAAGAUAAUAACUGCGAAAUUUGUUAGAAUGGAUUAAUUUACUUAAGUUUGAUUGAUUUUGAAAAAAUAUUAAUUAAAGAGUUAUCAUGCAUAAACAAUAUUGUAAAAUAAUUUGGAUGUAUUAACGCACAUUCUGAUUAAAACCUUAAUGCAAAAAUAUUUACAAGUUAUUCUAAUUUUAUUUUGAAUUAAGGUACUCAAGGUAUGGCUUUAAAAUCAAAUAAUGUUAAAGUUUUAUUUAGUAAUACAAAAAUCUUAAAUAAUACUGCUAAUUUAACAGGCGGAGGUAUUUAUUUAGGAUUAGUAUCUUCAGAAGAUUUUAGGAUAUAUUAAACAUUUAUUUUAUUUAAUACAGCUAAGGAAGGAGGAGGAAUUUACAUAAAUGGAACAAGUAGCUUAACAAAAAACAAUUUUAAUUCUUCUUUAUUAUUUCUAAAUACUGCAUUAGAAUCAACAAACAAUAUUUAGGAAUUUCCUUCUCAUUUAGAUUUAUCAUUAAACAAUAUAGAAAUGAUAUCAUAACCAACAUCAGAAAUCAAAAAUAAUGUAAUAAGAAUGUUAAAAUUAAAACCAUAUAAAAUAUUAUCUUAAGGAAAGAUAUUAUAAACAAAUUUUUUAAUGAUUCCUAGUAAUUAAUAUAUAUCAGGAUAUAGGAUAUAUGAUACUAAAACGUAAAAAUAUAUCUCUUAUAUAACUGAAUUGUCAAUACUUUUUAAGAAUUAAAUGAAUGAAUAGUUAAGAAGCUUUAUUAAUUCAUCAUGUUCAAUAAUAUAAAAAACUUAUGAUAUUAUGAAAGUAAAAGAACUAGAAUCAAAUACUAUUUCUAAAAUAGAAUUUGAUUCUAAAACAAAUACUUUUGAUAUAGGUUCAUAAAUUUUUUAAUUUGAUCCUUAUCAAUAACAUGAUAAAAUUUAUGAGAUUUAAGCUUACUGUAAAGUGAAUAAUAAUGAAAUCAGUUUUCAAUAUAAUCUUUAAGUUAAAAGUCUCUUUUGUGAAUUAGGGGAAUUUUAUGUUUCUAAUGAUUGUUAAAUUUGUUAAUCGAGUUAAGGAUAUUAUUCUGUUACAUACAAUUCAACUUAAUGCUCUAUUUUUGACAAAAAUAAAUUUGAAGCAAUAACUUCAAAUAAUAUCUUAUUAAAAAUGGGUUAUUGGAGACCCUAUUAUUUAUCAGAUAGAAUUGAAGAAUGUUUUAAAAAUCUAGAAUUUUGUAAAGGUGGAUGGGGAGUUGGAAAUGAUCUAUGUGCUAUUGGACAUAUUGGUGGAUUAUGUGAAUAGUGCGAUACCAAUAAUGUUAGAGGACUGGGAUAAUAUUUUUAAAAUGAAUAGGGUUAAAAAUGUCUUGAAUGUAAUAAUCUGAUUAAUAAUAUUUUGCCAUUCAUUCUCACUUCUAUUUGGUAUAUAUUUAUAUUAUUAUUUAGGGCCUUUAUAUCAAAUAUAAUAACUUUAAAUAGUAUAUUAACUACCAAUAAGAAGUUUACAUGCUAUCAAAUAAGCUAAAGAUUUGGCUAAAUUUUAUUUAAACUUAAUUUAGGUAUUAAAUCAAAUAUCAUUAUUUAGAUCAGGAUAGUAUAUUACUUAAACUUUUCUUUAACUAUUUAUGGAUAUUUUCUUUAAUUUUUACAUUUAAUAUAAAUUUUACUUUUAGUUUUAGUUUUGUAAGUAGAACAAGUGAUACUUCUUAUUUCAUGGCUAGUAACUUAGAUUGUUAGCUUAUUGAAUUAUUCAAUUCAGAAUUAAUUUAUAGCAGAGUUAUAGCAAUGUUUAUUUUGAUGAAUUUCUAAAUAAUUCUAAUCUAAAUUGGAUUCAAUAUAAUGUCAAUUAUAUCAAAAAAAGAAGUUGAUUAGAGCAUAAUUUCUGUUACUAUACUUUAUUUAUUUGUUUAAAAUUACUCUGCUUUAAUAAAAUAGUAUAUUUUAAUCACUAUUUUUUAGGCUUUUUUCAAUUAUAUCAAAAAGAUAAAUUUCAAAUAUAAAUUAUAUUUAAGGAGAUGUUUCUUUAUUUUAUGGGGAUGGUAAUCAUUUACAAUGGAUAUAUUAUUUUGCUGUCCCAAUUCUAAUGAUUGUUGGACUAAUAUUACCUUUAACUUUUUUAUUAGUUUUGUACAUGAAAAGUCACAAAAUUAAUGAAAUUAGGUUUAGAAAACAUAUUGGAUAUUUGUUUAAUGAAUAUACAGAAAGUAAUUAUUUUUGGGAGUGGAUAAAAUUAUGGAAAAAAACAAUACUUACAAUAUUAUUAAUUUAUUUUGAAACAAAUGUAUUAUUGAAAGGAGUUUUUAUUGCAAUGACUUUAUAAGCUUAUUAGUUCAUUGCAAUAUAAUUUUAGCCAUACAUUAAUCAAAAAUUAAAUAAAUUAGAUAUUCAAACAGGAUAUUUUUGUUCUUUUGCAAUAUUUUUAGCUUUAGUGCUAUAUAUUGGAGAUUAAGGAGAUAAUAACUUUUAUUCAUAAAUUAUUUAAAUUUUAAUUCUACUUUUAUGCAUUAAAUUAAGCUUUCCUUUUAUAUUCAAUAUUUUUGAAUUCUAUUAUAAAAAAUACAAAUUUUAAUUCUGCAAUGCAUUAUUAAAUCUUUUUAAAAAAUAACCUUUUUGUAAAGGAGUAUCUCAAGCUCUGAGUAAUAUAUUGAAAUCUUGGAAAUAAUAGGAAGAUAGAACAAUACAUAACAUAAAAAGGUUAAGAUAAUCAUAUAAAUUCAGAAAAACAAAUCAACACCUAAGGGUAUUUUUAAUAAUAUUUUUGUUAGGAAAUAAUUAAUUUGCAAUCAGUCUUCAAUAAUCCUCUUCUAAACUAGAUAAAAUUAUGA